Messenger RNA from Mustela lutreola (European mink), 859 nucleotides. It is a transcript of the gene TEX51, whose product is annotated as testis expressed 51. The record is from RefSeq and is a predicted model, not a curated record. The transcript has 6 exons. Bases 30 to 770 code for a protein of 246 amino acids. Lineage: Eukaryota; Metazoa; Chordata; Mammalia; Carnivora; Mustelidae.
UUAAGAGCAUAGAGUGAAGACCCCAGAAGAUGCUGCUGCUUCUGCUUGCCUGUCUCUUGCCUGCCAUCAAUGGGAAGAGCUGCUUCCACUGCUGGCCACAACUGCCUGCAUUGAUAGACUAUGACCUACAGAUUCUAUGGGGCUCCCCAGGACCACCCAGAGAUCUCUCCCAAAGCAUCCACUCCCUAUUCCUGAAGAAGGAUUAUGUUUUCCCAGAACCCUGGUAUCUUGAUCAUGCCCAUAUGGAGGAAGCAACAGCCAAAUUAUUCAAUCACAUAGAUGAAGCCAUUAAGAAGUUUCGAGAUGAUAAACCAUCACUUCUGAGAGAGAUUAAUGUUCAGAAACAGGUGUUUACUAACAGGCUGAAUGAGACGUCUAAGAAGCUGAAGGAGAAGGGUGAGCGGUGGAGAUGGCCCCUGCCCACCACCCAGCCCUUCACCUUUCACAAGACUGAGAACAGAGCCCAGUCUGCAGCCCCUCCAAUGUCCCUCCCCAGGAAUCCCCAUUUGCCUACAUACUGGGCGCCUGUCCACACCUUCUCCAAGUUCCCUUUCUUGAUGAUACUCCAACCCUUUGUGGCUCUGUCUGCCUCCCCCAGCACUUCAGUUUCUCUAUCAUCUCACCCUCCUGGGCAGCUUGUAACAAGUCUUGUGAACUCCACCCCACAUUGGAGGUCAUCAACUGUGCCAGCUGCAAGACACACCUUCUUACCUGCAAAGACCCAACUCUCUGCCCAGCCAGGAGCCGGAGAAUCCUCGCAUGGUUUGUGAGCCUUGGCAUUAUUCUGCUUCUGGCAGCCAUAGCUGGAAGUGGAUGGUACAUUUUCUGGCAUGGGAAGAGGAAGAAGGAAGCUGAAAAG